Brassica oleracea var. oleracea is the source of this 1083-nucleotide messenger RNA. RefSeq names its product 3-oxoacyl-[acyl-carrier-protein] reductase FabG-like. The transcript has 2 exons. Gene Ontology annotation, molecular function: oxidoreductase activity. The record is from RefSeq and is a predicted model, not a curated record. Lineage: Eukaryota; Viridiplantae; Streptophyta; Magnoliopsida; Brassicales; Brassicaceae. Bases 172 to 1020 code for a protein of 282 amino acids.
ACUCAUUCAGAAAACCUAACUAGUUUGGUAAGUACACAAAAUCAGUUACAGAUCUUGAUAGCCACGUUAGAUAACUUAAAUAGUCGUUUUAAUUUAAAACGGAGAAGAAGUGCUUUAUAUAUGUGUUAUGGGCUUCUCCUUCUUUGCUGAACACACACCAGAGAAAGUAAUAUGAGCAAUCAUCAAACCACGGUGUUGAAACAACUAGAGCCAUGGUGUGAGCUAAACGGCAAAGUGGUUCUUCUGACCGGAGCUUCUUCUGGUAUAGGAAGAGAGGUCUGUCUCGAUCUGGGCAAAGCUGGCUGUAAGAUUAUCGCAGCAGCUCGUCGCGUCCACCGUCUCGAAUCUCUCUGCUCCGAAAUCAACAGCUUAAGCUCAACCGGGAUCCAAUUAGCCGCACCGCUCGAGCUAGACGUUUCAUCAGACGCAGCCACCAUUCAAAAAGCUGUCAAACAAGCUUGGGACAUCUUCGGAAAGAUAGAUGUGUUGAUCAACAACGCUGGAAUCAGAGGCAAUGUCAAGACGAGUUUAGAUCUGACUGAAGACGAGUGGAACACAGUAUUGAGAACCAACUUAACCGGACCUUGGUUAGUAUCCAAAUACGUCUGCAGUCUAAUGCGUGACGCAAAACGCGGCGGCUCAGUAAUAAACGUCUCCUCCAUCGCCGGUCUCCACCGAGGUUUGUUACCCGGUGGAGUCGCCUAUGCUUGUUCCAAAGGUGGUGUUGAUACCAUGACGAGGAUGAUGGCUAUUGAGUUAGGUGUAUACAACAUCAGAGUGAACUCGAUCGCACCGGGGCUUCUCAAGUCAGAGAUCACGCAAGGUCUUAUGCAAAAAGAGUGGCUUAAGAACGUGACCGAGAGGACUAUCCCGUUAAAGGUGCAACAGACCGUGGAUCCGGGACUUACCUCGCUGGUUCGCUAUCUCAUUCAUGACUCUUCUCGUUAUGUCUCAGGGAACACAUACAUUCUCGACUCCGGAGCUACAAUACCUGGCUCGCCUAUUUUUUCUUCUCUUUGAGAAGAAACUUGUGUGUUGGUGUGUAAUACUAAUAAGUGAAUACAUUUACACAUUUUCUUUACA